CAGUGUCCUAUAUUCCUCCAGCUCUCAUGGCACAGCACAGGCCCGCCAUUUCACUGAAUGCCUUCGCUGCUUUUCAAUCCUGCUUACAGAAAUAAGACAGGAUUAGAGUUGUGGAGACAGAGAUGAAUCAGAGCACGAGCAUUAACAACGCGCGCUUGAAAUUUGUAACAAUGUAAAAUUUCGCGGGAAAUAUUUAGUAACAUCAUCAUCGCGUCGCUCAACGGACAAUUCCAGCAGGAGGCUUCCCAUCCGACCAAUCUUUGUCUGCUACUAUACUUCAAUUUUACCACAGGAGGACGACCGGGAUCUGUGAACCCAACUUGGUAACGUUGUAAAUUUUAAUUUCCAUUCCUAUUAUUUCAUCGACGAUCGCUGGAAAGCUUUAAAGAUGUCUGGACAGAGCAUUACAGACAGGAUAACAGCCGCUCAACAUAGCGUUACUGGAUCAGCCGUAUCCAAAACAGUGUGCAAAGCCACAACGCAUGAAAUCAUGGGACCGAAAAAGAAACAUCUGGAUUAUCUGAUCCAUUGUACCAAUGAGAUGAAUGUGAACAUUCCUCAGCUGGCAGACUCUCUGUUUGAGAGGACCACCAACACCAGCUGGGUCGUCGUCUUCAAGUCUCUCAUCACCACACAUCACCUCAUGGUGUAUGGGAAUGAGCGAUUUAUUCAGUAUUUGGCCUCCAGGAACACACUAUUCAAUCUAAGUAAUUUCUUGGACAAAAGUGGCCUGCAAGGUUAUGAUAUGUCCACAUUCAUACGGCGGUACAGUCGAUACCUGAAUGAAAAGGCCGUUUCAUACCGACAGGUGGCAUUUGACUUCACAAAAGUGAAGCGUGGUGUGGAUGGAGUGAUGAGAACCAUGAACACAGAGAAGCUUCUUAAAACCAUCCCUAUUAUACAGAACCAGAUGGACGCGCUUCUUGAUUUUAAUGUCAAUGCCAAUGAGCUUACCAAUGGGGUUAUCAAUGCCGCAUUCAUGCUUCUCUUUAAAGACUCGAUUCGACUUUUUGCUGCUUACAAUGAGGGAAUAAUAAACUUACUAGAAAAGUAUUUUGAUAUGAAGAAAGUUCAAUGCAAAGAAGGCCUGGACAUCUACAAAAAAUUCCUCACCCGAAUGACCCGGAUUUCGGAGUUUCUCAAAGUCGCAGAGCAAGUGGGAAUUGAUCGUGGGGACAUACCAGACUUGUCCCAGUUUACAGUAUGUGCCCCCAGCAGUCUUUUGGACGCCCUGGAGCAACACUUGGCUUCAUUAGAAGGGAAAAAGGUGAAGGACUCCACUGCCGCCAGCAGGGCGAGCACACUCUCCAAUGCUGUGUCAUCUCUGGCCAACACUGGCAUGUCUUUCACUAAAGUCGAUGAAAGAGAAAAGCAGGCUGCUUUGGAGGAGGAGCAGGCACGAUUGAAGGCUUUAAAGGAACAGAGGUUGAAGGAGCUCUCCAAGCGACCUUCAUUCGGUACGACUGACACUUCUCCGGUCUCCACCACAACAGCGAGCAUCAGCACGGCUUCUGCCAUAGACCUGUUCUCCACACCCAGCUGCUCCAAUGGUGCAUUGAAGACGGAGAGUGACCUCUUCGACCUGCAAACCAACUUUCAUCCGGGCGCACAGCCUGGACCCUCUGUGGCCACUGCUUGGGGAGAUCCUUUCUCUUCUUCUGAAGCUGUCGAUGACUCCAUUCCAAACCUAAACCCUUUCCUAACCAAACUUGUCGUUGACGGUGCUCAUCUACCCGUUAUGUCGUCAGAUGGUGUUAGUUACUCUUCUAGGACGUCAGGUCAUGAGAUUUUUGGUGAUCAGUACAAUCCCUUUAUUGAUUCAAGUUCAUCUGUAUCAGCCAGUAACAAACGCACUGUGCGGAUAGAGCACUUAAUCUCAGACUCGUUCGGUCAGCCGUCUAUGGCCCAGCAUCUCCCAAACCCCUCUCCCUUCUUGUCUGAGCCCUCCAAUGUAGCAGGCCUAUUCAGAGGGUAUGGAGCUCCACAGAUCCCUCAGAGCUCAGGGGAGCUGCGGGUUGACUUUGAGUCUGUCUUUGGUACAAAAGCGGCUUCAUCCAAUAGCUUGGAUGCAGAUGCAGGGAUUUUGAAGCCCACUGUGGCCGGUUCAAGUCAAUCUUCCAAUCAGCACCCAGAGAAGCUCGUGUCAGAUGACCUGGAUUCUUCCUUGGCCAACCUUGUUGGAAAUCUUGGAAUUGGAAAUGGUACCACUAAAAAUGAUAUCCACUGGAACCAACCAGGAGAGAAAAAAUUAACAGGUGGAAUGAACUGGCAACCCAAAAACGCUCCAUCUACCACAUGGAACCCUGUAUCUAUGCCAUCAUCUAUCAUGGCUUUCCCUGCUACAACACCUACUGGAAUGAUGGGUUAUGGCAUGCCUCCACAGCUGCCCUCCAUGAUGACCCAGCCCACCAUGAUGUACACACAACCGGUCAUGAGGCCAUCCAACCCUUUCGGAGCAGUGUCCAGUGCACAGCCCUCCACUGCCUCUAGCCCUUGCAGUCAGAGUCCUCUCAGAGCCCCAGGACAAGACCCCUUUGCACAGCUCUCUCUCAAGGAUUUCUUGUAGAGCUUCGUCUUUUGUCUAGAUGCAGUUUAUGUAACACAGUAUGAAGUUGCUCCCCGAUGUCAAACCAUUAAGCUCUGUUCUCUGUGCUGGGAUGCUCUUCAGAGGACCAAUCCCACAACAUACAGUACUCCACAUCAAAGAUGUAAAUGAAGUGUGUUGAAAGACUAGGAGCAUACUGCAAUCAUUUCGUAAUUUGUUUAAGAUGUCAAGUGAUGCUGCUGUUAACCCAUAAAGGGAUUCCUCAUGCAUUUUAUAAACCGGAAAGGCGGGCGAGUAUAUUGAGAGACUUUUAAGGUGCGAUUGUUUGAUUUCCCUGCUAAAAUCGGAAACGUCCGGCGACAGAUAAUGUUGUGAAAGUUGACCUAAUUCAGAGUAUAACUCGGCAUCUGAUAUAGUAUGUGUUAUAAAAUAGUAACAGUAACUUUGUUUUACAUUUUAUCUUUAGUUUUGACUUUAAUUGUAUUCACCAGUAGACACUACUUUCGUGUUGUUUGUAUUUAUUUAUGAUUAAUGCCUAAAAAAAUUAAACCGGAGAGUUUAUGAACUACAUUGGGGGAAAACGAUAAAUGAUUCAGCAUUACUCAUGGAUGUUGGGUUGUAUAAUGAAGGUUAGACUUUUACAAUAGCUAUUAUGUGGAAAAAUACACCUGUAAGCUAAAUAAUAGAGCACUAACUAUUCUUUAAGUUUAAUGUCUAGAACAACUUCCCAUAGAUGAAAUGUUUGCAGCCCAAGGCUAUUGGGAGGGUAAUCAUUAGUGAAUGGUUUUCUAUUUAGUCAAUACUGUGCUUAGGGGUUUUGCAAUGAGAUAUUUGUCGGGGUAGAAAAGCACUUCCUUUGUGACUGUGAAGUGUUGCACUUGGAAAGGGAUGUGUUCUGCAUUAUGCAUGGAAUGCCAUCAUUUUCACACAGACCAUUAGAUAUGGCUGCCCCUGAUCUGAAUGUUAAGAGUUGCCCUCAUGUUUCAGACUUCUGGUCGAGUAAACUCCCUGCGCCCUACUCUCUAAAAGUCCAGAAAUACUGGACGGGAGCUGGCUGCUCCUUUAGAUAUUGGUCUUGGACAGGGUUAUUGAUAUCAUUGUAAAUUUGUAAUGUAAAAUAUAAGAAUCAUUGAUCGGGAGAAGGUUUGAGCACUGUUGAUCGGUGCUUUUAUGUAUAUAUACACGUAUGUAGGCAGUUUGUCCAGGGGUUGACUGAGGAUGGUUUGAAAUAUGAAAGCAAUUCAAUCAAUUCCGAAUUUAUCUAAGGUUUACAGAUUUUUUGUCAUCCUCACGGAUCAUUUUUAUGUUUAUGUAUUUAAAAUAUGUAAGAAGAAAUUAGUGAACUCCUUUUUUUUUUUUCAAAUAAAGUGCAGCUUCCACAG
Paramisgurnus dabryanus is the source of this 3927-nucleotide messenger RNA. It is a transcript of the gene picalmb, whose product is annotated as phosphatidylinositol binding clathrin assembly protein b. Gene Ontology annotation, biological process: clathrin-dependent endocytosis; clathrin coat assembly; synaptic vesicle budding from presynaptic endocytic zone membrane. Gene Ontology annotation, molecular function: clathrin heavy chain binding; SNARE binding; 1-phosphatidylinositol binding. The record is from RefSeq and is a predicted model, not a curated record. NCBI's taxonomy places the organism in Eukaryota, Metazoa, Chordata, Actinopteri, Cypriniformes, Cobitidae. Gene Ontology annotation, cellular component: clathrin-coated vesicle; extrinsic component of presynaptic endocytic zone membrane; synaptic vesicle.